This is a messenger RNA of Tribolium castaneum (red flour beetle), 2292 nucleotides long. RefSeq names its product lethal (1) G0289. The record is from RefSeq and is a predicted model, not a curated record. The transcript has 9 exons. Bases 79 to 1818 code for a protein of 579 amino acids. Lineage: Eukaryota; Metazoa; Arthropoda; Insecta; Coleoptera; Tenebrionidae.
UAGUAGGUUAAGACAAAGCAAGCCGUGAGUGGUGAUUUAUGACGUCAGUCAACUUAAGUUUUUAGUAGCAAAACAAAAAUGGCGAAGAUAUGUGUGGUGUGUGGUAGUUUGUGCGCGUAUUUUAUCUUAUUUCUAUCAACUGUGGCACUUUGUUCAGAAAAUGCUUACUACUACGAGACGGAUUUUCAAGAUGACAAAACUGAGUACGUCUUAUCAAAGCAGUUAUUAGAAGAAGUUUCGCAUCGGUUUAGGAGAGACGCCCAGAUUGAAAACAACCAAAGCAAUGCAAGGAGCCAGAACACGACGCAACCUGUCAGGCCUAAUGACACCAAUGUGGCCCAAAGUCAGUCAGGGAGCAGCAGCAACGAUACAAGCAGUAAUAAAACACAAACCGACAACAAAAUUUCUACAGCGAAAACGAAAUUGGGAAAGACUACUAAAGUUGCAACGAGCGUAAACACAACGAAAAUCCAGGACAGUCUGCAGAAAAAUCUGGGUGAAAAUGGCACCGGGAUCCGGAAAAACGUCACGACUGAUAAACCCAAAAUUCUCUCCAACCAAACGGUCGAUAAAUCGGUUUUACAAAAUAUAACAUUGCCGAAAAAUGAAACCGACGAUGAGCUGGCCAUUGAUAGUUUUCCUCCCGAUGCCAAUGAACUGAACAAGACUUUGGAGGAACACCACAUCACUAAUUCGACUGAAGACACCCACUUGUAUUACAACAGUUCUCUGGUGACUGAUCCCGAAUUGGGUCGUUCCCUUUGGGUCGACUUGGAAAAUUCGUCGGACACUAAAGUGAAUGAAUUGCUGUCGCGAUCGCACCGACGAGCCGCUACGGUUCAAUUAUCCUUUGAGUUUCCAUUUUACGGUCAUUUAAUUAAAAAUGUAACAAUCGCAACGGGCGGCUUUUUAUACACUGGUGAUUACGUCCAUUCCUGGCUUGCAGCCACGCAAUACAUCGCCCCCUUGAUGGCGAAUUUUGACACAAGCAUUUCGAAUGAUAGUUUUAUUAAGUACGUAGAUAACGGGACUGCAUUUACAGUCGAGUGGGAAAAAGUCGUCUUGCAAGAUAAAGCAAAUGAAGGAGAGUUUACUUUUCAAACAACGUUGCACAAGAACGGAGAUAUUGUUUUUGUUUACAAAAAUGUGCCUUUAAUUAUUAAAAACAUCACUGAUAAUCAUCAUCCCGUUAAAGUGGGGCUUUCAGAUGCCUAUAUUAUCGAUCGGACGAUAUUUUUGGUCCGCCGGAAGACAAUUUAUGAGUACCACCGAAUUAAUUUCGUUAAAGGAGAUAUCAGGAAUUGGACUGUUAUCUAUUUGACGGCUUUACCCACUUGUUUGCAGAAUGAAGACUGCCUGUCAUGUGUGACAAAGGACAUUGCUACAUUCCAGUGUUUCUGGUGCCCGAUCAUCAAACGGUGCUCAAAUGGAGUGGACCGAAACCGUCAAGACUGGCUGGCAAAUCACUGUCAGACUAAGAAAUACAACGAAUCGAUUUGUUCUCACAUAAGCGGGGCCGAUAUUUUCGACGCUAGUAACAUCACGUAUGUUCAUGAUGCUAACGAGUUUCAAAGACAAUUAGAAGAGUAUAACAAUGCUAGCGUGAUGGCGUCCACUCAACCUGUCAGGAUGGGGGUUUCCAGUAUUGUGGCAAUUUUAUUUUUAAUUGCGAUGGUUUCGGGCCUAGCCGUUUGGAUACUUUAUGCCUAUAGGAAUCCGCACACGACCAGCGGCCAAAUCCUCAUAAGAUAUCGACCAAGUCAGUGGAGAUGGCGAAGAGGUGAGGCCAGAUAUACAGCAGCGACAAUACACAUGUGACACUUUAAGUAUUAUAUCACUUUUGGCGGAUUUUAGCCUUCCAUCUUAAAUUUAUGUAGGUUAACCACUUUGCAUUCAUUCAGAGAAUUCGAUGCAAUAUAAAUAGGACUGAAGGAGUUUAUAUCGCUGUAAUAUCUUUAUUUUACCAUUAAUGAUGCUUUUCUGUGAUAAAAUUAAGGAACGUCCAAAAUUAUUAUGAAAUGAGAAAAUGCCUUCUAAAGUGCCUAAGUAUUAAAUAAGGUGUGUUGUAAAACUGUUUCUGAUAUUCUGUUUUACUUGUAUUAUUUCUGUAAAUACGUAUAUAAGGUGACGAUAGGAUUAAUAGCCUAUUCAAAUUUUCAACUAGCAGGACGGACAUACAAAUUUGAAACAACUUCAUAUCAUAAUGUAGAUUGGUAGUGAUCUGUUAUUUUUCAAAUUUGCUUGUUAAAGACAUGUAAUUAAGUCCUUUAAUAAAUUUUAUACCUACAGUAA